CAGGGGGUAUAAAAUGAAGGGCUCGCGCGUCAUUAUGCAACAGCGAGGCGCGCGGGGUGUUGAACCGAACGCCGCCACUGCAGCUACUUUUAUCACGCGCGUGGCUGCGCCCGUGCUUCUGUGUGUGUGCGCGCGUGCAUGCGCGCGCGCGAGCUAGCGUGCGAGAGACUCGCGAGUGUGUGAGCGUGCGUGCUCCAUUCCAGAGCUCCGGCGUGGAGCGCGAGCCCUGCUGGUCUCGGCUGGUGUGAAGUGGUCUGUCCCGCUCGCGCGAGCCCUGAGUGAGUCCUGCCUGCCGGUGUAGGAGUGUUAACCAUGGCCGGAGACGGCACGGACCAGCGCGCGCUCCAGUAUGAGCAGACCCUGAUGUAUGGUCGCUACACUCAGGAGCUGGGUGUGUAUGCGAAAGAAGAAGCGGCUCGGCUCAGGGAGGAGGCGGCGUACCGGCGGUUGGUGACGGAGCGGAGUCGAUCGCUCGACCUGCUCGAGUACGACAAGAGCCGCUGCGCCAAGUGCAGAAUCUGUACAGUACACUGUCAGAAGUUCCUGAUUUCCCGGGUGGGCGAGGACUGGAUCUUCCUCAUUCUGCUCGGCCUGGUCAUGGCCCUGGUCAGCUGGGUGAUGGACUUCUGUAUCGCACUUUGUCUUCAAGCCCAGAAGUGGAUGUACGGAGGUUUGGACAGCAACGUGGUGCUGCAGUAUCUAGCCUGGGUCACCUACCCAGUAGUGCUCAUCAGCUUCUCAGCGGGUUUCACACACAUAGUAGCUCCACAGGCUGCUGGUUCUGGUAUUCCUGAGAUGAAGACUAUUCUGAGAGGAGUGGUGCUAAAGGAGUAUCUCACAUUAAAAACCUUUGUUGCCAAAUGCAUCGGCCUGACCUGUGCCUUGGGAAGUGGCAUGCCUCUGGGCAAAGAGGGUCCGUUUGUUCACGUGGCGAGUCUGUGUGCGGCGCUGCUGAGUAAGUUUAUGUCGCUCUUCGGUGGAAUUUAUGAGAAUGAAUCUCGGAACAUUGAGAUGCUGGCGGCUGCCUGCGCUGUGGGGGUCGGCUGCUGCUUUGCUGCCCCCAUUGGAGGUGUUCUCUUUAGUAUAGAGGUCACGUCGACGUUUUUUGCAGUGAGGAAUUACUGGAGAGGGUUUUUUGCUGCUACAUUCAGUGCCUUCAUCUUCAGAGUGCUGGCCGUGUGGAAUCGAGACGAAGAGACCAUAACCGCUCUCUUCAAGACUAGAUUCCGGCUCGAUUUCCCCUUUGACCUCCAGGAGCUGCCAGCGUUUGCUGUUAUUGGGAUAGCUAGCGGUUUUGGUGGAGCCCUGUUCGUCUAUCUCAACCGACUUAUCGUCCAAUUCAUCAGGAAGCAGAAGGCCAUCAACAAGUUCCUUAUGAAGAAGCGUCUGUUGUAUCCUGCUCUGGUCACUCUUCUGAUCUCCACUCUGACCUUUCCCCCAGGAUUCGGACAGUUCAUGGCUGGCCAGCUGACGCAGAAGGAGUCCCUGGUCACUCUGCUGGAUAACCGGACGUGGGCUAAGCAGGGCAUCGCCGAGGAGUUUGAGUACAUCGGGCACGCAGCUGCCUGGAAACAUCCCCAAGCCAACGUCUUCAUCACCCUCGUCAUCUUCAUCGUCAUGAAGUUCUGGAUGUCUGCUCUUGCAACCACCAUCCCUGUACCCUGUGGUGCCUUUAUGCCAGUAUUCGUCAUCGGUGCUGCUUUCGGGAGGUUGGUGGGAGAGAGCAUGGCUGCCUGGUUUCCUGAAGGAAUUCACUCAGAUGGUGUCGUUUAUUCUAUAGUACCAGGAGGAUACGCUGUAGUGGGUGCUGCAGCGUUAUCAGGAGCGGUUACUCACACGGUGUCGACGGCGGUGAUUGUGUUCGAGUUAACGGGUCAGAUCAGUCACAUCCUGCCCAUAAUGAUUGCUGUGAUUUUGGCGAACGCCGUGGCCCAGAGCCUCCAGCCGUCCAUCUACGACUCCAUCAUCCGCAUCAAGAAGCUGCCCUACCUGCCCGAGCUGGGCUGGGGUCACCAUGAGAAAUAUAAUAUUCGUGUGGAGGAUAUCAUGGUGAGGGAUGUGAGAUAUAUUACUCUAAACUGCACUUACAGAGACCUACACGACGUCCUUCUAACAGAACGCCUUAAAACACUAGCACUGGUGGAGUCCACAGAGUCGAUGAUCCUGCUGGGCUCUAUUGAGCGUUCUCAACUGCAGGCUCUGCUGUCCCAGCAGCUGGGACGUCCCAGACGUCUGGAGUAUCUUCGCCAGCGAGCUCAAAGCGAGAGGAAACACGCUUCCACCGUUAGCACUCCCAGCAGCGAGGAAGGGAACCAUAAAACUAGCCAUGAAGUCAGAUUCCAGAUUUCUACAGAGGAGUCCACGAUCAGUCCUACCCGCUCUGUCUCACCUAAACCACUGAAACCAGCACUUAAGAGACAUUCAGUGGUGGAGAGAGAUCAGGACUCGGGCAUCGCUCUGAAGAGUCUCUUCUGCGCCCACCCAGAGGCCGCAGCAGUGGAGGAUCCAGAUGUUGAAGAUGACAUGACCAUGAGAGAGAUUGCUGAGUGGGAGGAGCUACAGCUUGACGAGCAGGUCAACUUCAACAACUGUAAGAUUGACCCCGCCCCUUUUCAGCUGGUGGAACGCACUUCGCUACAUAAGACUCACACCAUUUUCUCUCUGUUGGGACUGGACCAUGCCUAUGUUACCAGCAUUGGACGCCUAAUAGGAGUCGUAUCACUACGGGAGCUACGCAAGGCCAUCGAAGGCUCGGUGACGGUGAAGGGGGUGAAAGUGCGCCCCCCUCUGGCCAGUUUCAGGGACAGCGGCACCAGCAGCAGCGACGCGGAGGUGACCGAGCUCCACAAGCUGUGGAACCGCCACACCAACCUGACCCUGCCUCAGGACCACCAGCCCUCAGACUCUGACGAGAAGUCCCAGUGAGGUGGAGGGGGUGGAUGGAAAAGGGAGAAAAAAAAAAAAAAAAGAUGGUAAAAAUUAACGUAAAGGAAAAGACUGAACGGACGAGAGUGGUAACCGACGGCCGAAUUCGCCUGAACAUUCAAAAACACUCAAACUGAUUCCGAACAUUUCUGGAAUGUUUUGUGCUUCGGCGGAGUUUCUUUUUUCUUUAUAACAUUUAAAAUUUUUCGUCCUGCCCCUUCUGCACUGAUUCCUUUACUUUAGUUUUCCGUAUUUGAGAAGGAAGGUGAGGACACUUAAGAGCUCUCUUUGCUGUUCGCAGCUCUGAGUGGGUGUGCGCGAGAGUGGGUGUGUGCGAGAGUGAGAGCGCGAGGGUGAGUGAGUGCGCAAGUGUAUGUUUGUUUUGUUUUUUUUCUCUUAAAAAGGGACCUACUAUCUUAACACUAGGCGCUUUUCUGCUGCCUCUGAAUGCCAGCGAUUUCAAAGGAAAGCUGAAAGCUUCCUCCACAUUUCCUCUGUUCUUCCCUCUUUAGUCUUUCUUCGUCUCCCUCUUUUUUCUUCCUCCCCUUUGUCGCUCUUCUUUGCGAGAGCGCAUAUUUUGAACUCGUACAGAGCACCAGGUGCCACGUCUGAAAGUGCGAUUAUGCAGGUGAGUCAGAGACAGAGAGAGAAAGAUUGAAAGAGAAAGAGAGAGAGAAUAUUUUAGUCCUUAUACACACUGACGAAUUGUUUCAUAAUAGAAACGCACACACGCACACAUUCUGCUUUUCUUUCUUUUUUUAAUUUUUACUAUUUAAAAUCAUAGUACAGGUGCAACUCAAAAAAAUAUAAAAAAGAAUAUCAUUGAAAAGUUAGUUUAUUUCAGUUCAAAAUGUGAAUAUUGUAAUAUAAACACAGAGUGAUCUAUUUUAAGCAUUUAUUUCUAUUAUUGUUGAUGAUUAUGGCUUACAGCCAAUGAAAACCCAGAAAUCAGGGUCUUAGAAAAUUAGAAUAUUAUAUUAUACGACCUAUUGGUACUUUUGGCAGUGUGGACAAGUGUGCAAAGUCCUGCUGGAAAAUGAAAUCUGCAUCUCUUUAAAAGUUGUCAGCAGCAGAGGGAAGCAUAAAGUGCUGUAAGAUUUUGCGGAAAAACAAAACUGCACUGACUUUAGACUUGAUAAUAAAACACAGUGGAUCAACACCAGCAGAUGACAUGUCUCUCCAAACCAUCACUGAUCAUCAGUAAAUUUUACAUUUCAUUUGGAAAUUAUGGGAUCAGAGUCUGGAGGGAGAGUGGAGAGACACACUGUCCAAACUGCUUAAGCGUUUAUUUCUUAAACCAUCAUAAUCAGUCAUCGUUUAAAAUAGAUAACGCUGUGUGUAAUACAUCUAUAUAAUAUAUAAUAUUCACAUUUUUAACUGAAUUAUUAAAAUAAAGUAACUUUUUUAAAUGAUUUUCUAAUUUUUUUUAGAUGGACCUGUAUGUAUUAAACCUCAAAAAUUAAAUAUUGUCAAUUUAACAUUGAUUUUAUAUUGAAAGGUCCAGUCAUUUGAGUAUGGCCCAAUCUCAUUUCUCUCUCUUUUUUUUUUUUUUUUUACCCUUACCCCUUGUUUUCGAGUGUAACCUUCCCCGAAUAAUUGGGACAACCCUUCAGUUUGUGGGUUUCUUUAGUCGCCUUUGCCGCACCAUCUCACCAGUGAUUCUUAUUGGCCUCUGUUUGGAGUGUUCCUCAAAAAAAUCCUUAGUUUGAAGGACCAUGUAGCCAUCGAACACCUUCACUUACCUUCCCCUACAGACUAACUAGCAUUGAAACGCCCUAUCCCUAGGUGAUGGGGCUAAAUGAUGGGGCCAAGGGGUGAAAUGGGAUGGGUCUAAGUGUGCAUGCAUAUAAUGUAAUAAGCCCCACCCCCUCCUUAUACACUUUACCCUGAUAGAACAAACACAUGCAUUUAAUUGCUAUUUAAGUGUCGGAAGACCCCAAAAGGCAUAUUGGCGAUUGAGUUUUUCAGUACUUAUUGAACUUUUUAAGCUCAUAUUAAAAGUGCACACACACACACACACACAUACUGACCACUAAACUGACUAACUUCCUACAUGUUUUAUUAUAUACUCUACACUACACAUUUUGUGCUAGUUUAUCUACCAGAAAUGCACUUUAUUUUUUUUGCAAAUGCUUCCAAAACGAUUAACAUCUUUAACACCUGAGCAAAAUUUAUGAGAAACAUCCAAACAAUGUAAAGAAACACUUUUAUUUGUAUUUAUUGGUACUCUCUAUUUUUAUAAUUUAUUCUAGUUAAUGCACAGUUAAUUAUGCUGACAACAUUCUGCCAAUGUUCUGCCAAUAUUUUCUGCUGCCUUGAAGAGGUAAUCUGGCAUCAAACCGUAGUUAACCCAUCAGUUAACAGUUAACACAUGUUUGGUGUCUUCUGGAGAUUUAAAUGCAACAGCUUUUUGAUUUUUUUUGUUUUGACUAUUUUAACUACUUUAAAAACUUUAAAUGUUGUAUUGUUUUUAACAUCUAACAUCUUUCUUAAGACGUCAUGCUGUUUUGCUAAUCUUUAAAACAGUGCCAGCCAACAGUAUUCAGAUACAGUGUUUUUUACUAUAAACCAACUUCUCAAUCAGUUUAAACACAAAUCACUGAUAAACCCAGAGCACUUUAUUAGAACCACCUGGCCAAUUAGCCAAUCAUGUGGCAGCAAUUCAGUGCAUCAUGUCAUGCAGAUAUAGGCCAACCAUCAUCCUAAGGAUAAGAUGUAUGAUCUCAGUGGUUUUGAGCAUGACUGUGAUGAUUGUCGGUGUCAGAAGGACUUGCUUGAGUCUUUCUACAGUCUUUCUUCUAUGAAUCUGAUUGGUUGGAGCUGACAGAAAAGCUACAGUAGCUCAGAUAACCACUUUGUAGAAAUGUGGUCAACAAAAACACAUCUCAGAACAAGCAACACCGAUGUUUAGUGUUUAGAAUGAGAUGAGGAUGAGCUAAAACAGCAGAAGAACAAAAGUUAGGACAAGACCAGAAAGCUGAGGCUGCAGUAAACACAAGCUCACCAACACUGGAGAGCUAAGGAAUGGAGAAAUGAUGGCUGGUCUGAUAAAUCUUGAUUGAGCAUGAACGUUCUCUUGAACAUGGACCAUAAUUAAGCAAUAAUAUACUCGAGGUUCGUGCUGUAUCAUGUAAUAUUGGCACUGCUCUGCUGCGUUCAGCUGUGCCAGUAUUACAUGUUAUAGCACAAACCUCAAGUGUAUUAUUGUGAUUAUACCACAUUUCCAUUAUCAAUGUUUAUUAAAAGAUUUUGAGUUAAAGAGGAAGAGAAAAUAUGAUCUGUUUGGCUUGUAAGCGCUGUAUCGUUGCUAGGUUACCUGUAUGUGGCGGCGGAGUAGUACAUGGAGAGCUUUGGUUACAGUGCAUUACCGGCUGAUACCGGAGCUCAUAGAAUGCCUCUGAGCCAAUCACGUUGCAGAGUCGGAACUAACUGUGGUACAAUUGUUAAUGAAUGUAUCCAACAUCUUUUGGAUCCCAUGGCUAAAGGAAUUGAGGUUCCUUUUGAGAGCAAAGGAGGUCUUAUCCAGUAUUACUAGAGUGUUCCUAAUAAAGUGCUUUAGUAAAUGUAUGAAUAAACAUCUGACUUUAGCUGCUGUAUUGAGUUCAGCAGCUGAAGUCUAUGUUGUCUAUGUCUUACUCAAAAUCUUAAAUUUUGUAGAAAAAUGGUGACUAGUCUUGAUCUUUUAGGAUUAUUAUAGUAUUAAAUGUUGAUUAUAAAAGUGAUUGACAGCAUUUACCUAAAGAAAGUAGUUUAGUAACUUAAAGUAAACUAGUGCAAUUAUCCGCUUAUCUUGAAUGUAGCUGAUUAAUGAAGACUUAUUUGAUUGGGAAUAGUUUCCCAUUGGCGCUACGAGGCUAAUGUAGCUAACACAAGAAGCUAAAAUGAGUUGCUAAAAGGCCCAUAUCCUUAUUUUUUCUUUUACUAUAUUUUUACAGGUGCACUUAUGUUGUUUGUGUGGUUUGAAUUCAUUACAUUCGUCUUCUUCACAGCUACUUUUUAUCCCUUAGAAUUAACCAGGAUGUUUUGGUGUCCGUCCCUUUAAGACUCAUGUAUGUAAAUGAGCACUGCUAUGAUUGCCUGUUGUUUAUUAAAAAACAAAAUAUAUCACGUUUGGGUUUGCGACACAUCACAAAAAGAAUUAAUUUUUAAAAAAUGUAGCUGCAAAUGUUUUUGCAGCAGUUCUCUUAAACAGACUGGUGAGGGAGUGGUAGGUUUUAAAAAAAAAAAACUUUUGUUAACACUGUUUAUAUAAUAUAAAAAUCACUUAUUAAAAAAAAUAUGUAAAUUAUAUUGCUUCGUAUGACAUGAGCCCUUUAAAUCAUGGUAGACAUCAGAUGUUAGCUACCCUAAUUGACAACAAAAAUCGGAUCUAAUCUAGCUGAGCUAACAUUGACCAGAUGUUAACAACUCUGGCUAAUAUUAACUAGAUGUUAGCUGAUGUAACCAAGACAUUAACUAUCCUAUCUUCAUUACCUAGAUGUUAUCUAAUCUGGAUGACAUUGGCCUGAUGUUAACUACUCUAGCUGAUAUCAACUAGAUGUUAAAUAAUCUAGCUAAUGUUUUCUAGACAUUAACUACCCUCUCUUAACUCUAGUUAGAUUUUAAAUAUUCUGGAUGAUGUUGGCUAGAUGUUAACAACUCUAGCUGAUAAUAACCAGAUUUUAGCUACUUUAGCUGACGUUAACCUAGACCUUAACCACCCUGUCUUCACUAGCUAGAUGUUAACUACUCUGGAUGACAUUGGCUAGAUGUUAACUACUGUAGCUGGUAUUAACUAGACAUUAGCUAAUUUAGCUGAUGUUUCCUUGACAUUAACCAUCCUAUCUUACAAUAACUAGAUGGUAACUAAUCUGAAUGACAUUGGCUAGAUGUUAACAACUCUAGCUGAUAUUAACUUUGUUAGCUACUUUAGCUGAUGUUACCUAGACACUACCCUUUCUCACACUAGCUAGAUGUUAACUACUCUAACUGAUGUUGACUAGAUGUUAGCUACUUUAGCAGAUGAUAUCUUAAUGUUAACAACCCUCUCCUAUGCUAUCUAGAUAUUAACUACUCUAGCUAAUAUUAACUUUGUUAGCUACUUUAGCUGAUGUUACCUAGACAUUAAUUACUCUAUCUUACUCUAGCUAGAUGUUGAGUAAUCCAGAUGACAUUUGCUAGAUGUGAAACUACUCUAGCUAAUAUUAACUACAUGUUAGCCACUUUAGCUGAUGAUAUCUUAACGUUAACUACCCUCUCUUAUGCUAGCUAGAUGCAUACUACUCAGGAUGAUGUUGAAAAUAAAAUAGAAAUAAAAGUUGAAUUGAUUUCUGGCUACAUGUUUACUACUCUAGCUGAUAUGACUAGAUAUAAGUUACAUCGACUUAUAACGAUAAACUACCUAGCUGGAUGUUAGCUACUUUGGAUGAUGUUUGCUAGAUGUUAAAUACUCUCGAUGAUGUUUGCUAGAUGUUAACUUUGAGUGGAUGAUCUCAUUAACUACUCUAUUUUAUGGUAACUAGAUGUUAGCUACUUUAGCUGAUAUUUGCUAGAUGUGAACUACACUAAAUGACCAAGCUAACAUCUUUCAAAAGUGAAUACCAUCUAUCACACAUCAGCUAGUAGAGUGAAUGUCUAGUUAACAUCAGCUAGAGUAGUCAACAUCUAUUCAAUGUCAGCUAAAACAGCUAGAGCAUUUGACAAAAAUCAGCUAAAGAUGUUACCUACUAUAUUGGCUAGAUGUUAACUACCCUAGCUCAUGCUAUCUAGAUGUUAACUUCUCUGGUACUCUGGAUGAUGUUGGCUAGAUGUUAACUACUCUAUUAACAACAUCAGCAAGGUGUUAACCUAACCUUAGCUUCAUUAGCCUUGUACAUGUGUGAAACUUCCAACCUGUGUUGGCAGGUUGGCUACGUUUGUGAUAAGUUGGUAAAAAGUGCGGAUUUAUUUAAUUUAUUAUGCCUUAAUCAACACGGUCCUUAUAUGCACUCUCUUUAUCACUCUUUUUUCUCUUUCUUUAUCUGUCUCUCUCUUUUUCUCUCUCUCUUUCUUAUUCUUGGAGAGCUUGUUGCAUUAAAUACUGCUCGACAUCCUACUUUCUAAAAAAAAAAAAAAAAAAAAAAGAAACACCAAAAUACUACUAAUAAAAAUAGUAUUUUGAAUAAAUAAAAGUGAGAUAAAAAAAAGUGUCAUAGAACAGCUACGGCUGUUGCAUGUCAUCUCAUUUGCAGUUAUGGACGUUUUAUUGUUUUUUUUUUCUGUUUGUUUUCCUUUUCUGUCUGUUCUGUUUUUUUGAUUAGCCAGUUUGAUUUUUUGAUUGAUUUAUCACUGACAAGUGUCCGUCAUUCCUGCCCCUGACCAAUAAGCUUUAAUCGGCGGUCGAUUGCAUGUGGUUGGAGGGCCGGUCUAACGUGUUUGAUGGCGCACCUUAGAAGUAUGAUUUUAGGUUUACAAAUUUAAUAUAUUUAAUAUCAUUUAACAUAUAUAACGGUAAUGAGCAAAUUAACUUAAGAUCAUAUUUUGUUUUUUGUUGUCAUUUCCUUUUGUCCAGUUAAUGUUUUUUUGUCUGUUUUUUUUGUUUUGGUCUUCGUCUUUGAAUGUUAAGCUAGAUGUUAACUACUUUAAGCUGAUGUUUCCUAGAUGUGAACUACUCUAGCUGACCAAGCUAACUUUAACUAGAGUGAAUAACUUCUAGCCAACGUCAGCUCGUGUAGAGAAUGUCCAGCUAGAGUAGUCAACAUCUGUUCAAAGUCAACUAGAACUAGAAUCAGAUGUUAUCCUUCACACUAGCUGAUGUUAGCCAGAUGUUAUCCUCCACGGAAGUUGAUGUUAAUGUUAUCCACACUAGCUGAUGUUAGCCAGAUGUUAUCCUCCACGUAGUUGAUGUUAAUGUUAUCCACACUAGCUGAUGUUAGCCAGAUGUUAUCCUCCACUCUAGCUGAUGUUAGCCAGAUGCUAAUCUCCACUGUAACUGAUGUUAGCUAGAUGUUAUCCUCCACUCUGGCUGAUGUUAGCAAGACAUUAUCCUCCACUCUGGCUGAUGUUAGCAAGAUAUUAUCCUCCACUCUAGCUAAUGUUAGCCAGAUGUUAUCCUCCACACUAGCUGAUGUUAGCCAGAUGUUAUCCUCCACUCUAGCUGAUGUUAGCCAGAUGAUUUCCUCCACACUAUCUGAGGUUAGCCAGAUGUUAUCCUCCACUCUGGCUGAUGUUAGCUAGAUGUUAUCCUCCACUCUGGCUGAUGUUAGCUAGAUGUUGUCCUCCACUAUAGCUGAUGUUAAUGUUAUCCACACUAGCUGAUGUUAGCCAGAUGUUAUCCUCCACUCUAGUUGAUGUUAGCUAGAUGUUAUCCUCCACUAUAGCUGAUGUUAGCCAGAUGUUAUCCUCCACUCUGGCUGAUGUUAAUGUUAUCCACACUAGCUGAUGUUAGCCAGAUGUUAUCCUCCACUCUAGCUGAUGUUAGCUAGAUGUUAUCCUCCACUAUAGCUGAUGUUAGCCAGAUGUUAUCCUCCACUCUACCUGAUGUUAGCUAGAUGUUGCUUACUGUAGCUGAAGUUAGCUAGAUGUUUCCUACUCUAGCUGAUGUUAAAUGGAUGUUAUCCUUAAUUCUAGCUGAUGUUAGCUAGAUGUAUUGCACUCUAGCUGAUGUUAGCUAGAUGUAAUGCACUCUAGCUGAUGUUAGCUAGAUGUAAUGCACUCUAGCUGAUGUUAGCUAGAUGUUAUCUUGGUCUAGGAACAGUAGAAAAGAGAUCUAGAACAAAUAAACUUGUUGCCAUAUGUCUUUGACUCCAGUCCCCAUUUGGGAACUGUGUAUAUAUCGUAUUAGCAAGGUCCAGAUGUUUCUUCAACCACAGCAGCAGUGUAACAUUGCCUGAAUGUUUUAUGUGUAUUUUUUUCUAAAAUUUAAAAAAGGAAAAGGCUCAGCAGAAGCCAAAACUAAGCAUGAAAAGAACGUUUCAUCUCACUAAGUGCCUAUACAUCUCAAAUGAAUGUGAUUUAAGCAGGGGUUUACUGAGUAUACACUGGGGAUGUGCGUGGGUAUUAUAGUACUCGGUUCACUGUUUGAAUUGGCUGUGUUUAUGUAAAUCACUAUUCGAUUAUUUUCGAUAUGUUCAGACUAUGUAACAGGAUUGGGGUGAUGGUUUUGUUGGUAUGUUUGUAUGUUAUAUUACAUCCAUGAUCACUUUUUUUUUUUUCAAACCUCAGCUGACUAAAGUCAAACAUCUGAUAAACCUUUUACAAAGUGACAUCUUUAUCGAAAAAAGCCACUUAAAGUUGUGUGCAUUAAUUUCUUGCUAACAUCAGCUAGAGUACUUAAUAUCUAUCUGGAUUUAGGUAGAUGUUAAUUACUCUAACUUAAGUUACCUGUUAACUACUGUAUCUGGUGUUAAGUAGAUGUUAUUAACUGUAGCUGACUUUAGUUACAUGUUAAGUGGUCUGUGGUUAACCAGAUGUGAGCAAGACAGUACUCUAGAUCACAGUACCUAGAUGUUAUCUAUUGUAACUAAAACUACAUUAGCUGAUGUUAGCUAGAUAUUUAAUACCCUAGUGGACUUUAGCUAUAUGUUAACUACUCUAGGUGAUGUUAGCUAGAUGUUUAAUACCCCAGCAGACAUUAGAUAGAUUUUCAGUACCCUAGCGGACAUUAGCUAGAUGUUCAGUACCCUAGCGGACAUGAACUACUCUAGGUGAUGUUAGCUAGCUGUUCAAUACCCUAGAAGUCAUUAGCUAGAUGUUAACUCUACAUAAUUGUUCCUAGAUGUUAACUACUCUAUAUAAAUUUAGCUGGAAGUUAACUGCUCUACCUCACAUUAGCUAGAUUUUAUCCAGUCUACCUGAUGUUACACAAAGUAGUUUACAUCUAUUUAGUGUUAGAAGCUAAUUUUAGCUUGAUGUUAAUUACUCUAGCUGGUGUUUCUUUGAUGUUAACUACCUUAGUUGACAUUAGCCAGAUGGUAACUACUCUAACUGACAUUAGAUAUAUGGCAACUGACCUAGUGGAUGUUAGCUAGAUGUUAACUACUUUAGCUGAUGUUUGCUUGAUGUUAACUACCCUAGCUGACAUUAGCUAAAUGUUAACUAUUCUAGGUGAUGUUUGCUAGAUGUUACGUCUUUAGCUCAUGUCAGCUUGGUCCAAGAGGAGUAAACGGAGGAGAAACAAUAACUGUAUCCCCAGUUAAUUAUUGGAAACAAAGUUUUUUAUAUAUAUGAAUUGAUCUUUAUCCUCCAAAAGUUUUGCAACUCCAGGUACUCAAAUAUCAAAAAAUAGAAUGCACAUCCCUAGUAAACAUUCCAGACACCUAUACACUCCUUAACACACACACACACACACACACACACACACCUGUAACUGCAACACUACGUCACACAUAUAGUCACAUCUGGCAACCACUGCAGCAUCACCUCAGCCCUUAUUCUCCUAAUGACGGGACGGAAGAACAAAAAAGUUAUUCCUUAUUUUCUUAUCUUCUUUUUUUUCAGUUUUUUUAAUGCUGUUUGUAUUAUUUCCAUUUAUUGGUUUGUUUGUUUUUUGUUUGUUUGUUGUUCUUUAUGUCCUAAAUGGUCCAUUUGAUCUCAUUUGCUAG
Molecule: messenger RNA, 12485 nt
Organism: Astyanax mexicanus (Mexican tetra)
Lineage: Eukaryota; Metazoa; Chordata; Actinopteri; Characiformes; Acestrorhamphidae
Product: chloride channel protein 2
Exons: 23
Coding region: 313-2925 (870 amino acids)
Biological process (GO): chloride transport; transmembrane transport
Cellular component (GO): membrane
Molecular function (GO): voltage-gated chloride channel activity
Source: RefSeq, a predicted model, not a curated record